Messenger RNA from Cannabis sativa, 2223 nucleotides. RefSeq names its product plastidic glucose transporter 4. Gene Ontology annotation, biological process: carbohydrate transport; transmembrane transport. The record is from RefSeq and is a predicted model, not a curated record. Bases 303 to 1967 code for a protein of 554 amino acids. Lineage: Eukaryota; Viridiplantae; Streptophyta; Magnoliopsida; Rosales; Cannabaceae. Gene Ontology annotation, molecular function: carbohydrate:proton symporter activity. Gene Ontology annotation, cellular component: membrane. The transcript is spliced from 14 exons.
UUAUGAUUAGGAUAGAAUAGAUUAAAACCAAUUCACGAAUAAUGUUGAUAGCGGCAAAUGCUUAGUAAAAAGCUUUUAACUGUCAAUCCUUUUUUCAGCGGACUUCCCAACUUUCUCACUCACUACAAUAUACCACUUCUUUCCCAGAAAACAAUUGUCACUAAUUAAGCUCAUUCUUCUUCUGGGGUUUAUUCGUUUCUCAUAGAAUAAUAAUAAUCUUUCAUUUGGGUAAUUCCUCUCCUCGCCCUUUCACUAUUUUAGAUGAACACAACUUGAUUUUACGCAACUGAAUUCCGAUAAAGAUGCAAGCCUCAACAUAUUCUGCAGUCAAAGGAAGAGUAGGCUUUGGGGCUGAACACCAGAGAAGGGUAUCGCUGGGUCUCGGUGAAUCUACGAGUAGAAGAAGAGUUUCAAUGUUAAGAAGCCAAUACAUGACAGAUAGAAGUAGUUGCUGUGGUGGGCUGAGCUUGAAUUCUGCGACUAUGGGAAUUGAACUGGGGCGAGCCAGAAUGGGCGUUGAUGGCAUUUUUGGGUCUUCGGCAAAAUCCAGAUCAGUCAAAGCUCAGGCUUCUGAAGAAGACCUUGAGGCUUCUGUGCCUGUGAUUCCUUCUACCCAACAUGGCAAAUCUUCUGGAACAGUUUUACCAUUUGUUGGUGUUGCUUGUCUUGGAGCCAUUUUGUUUGGUUAUCAUCUGGGGGUGGUAAAUGGUGCCCUUGAGUAUCUCUCCAAGGAUCUUGGAAUUGCAGAAAAUGCUGUAGUGCAAGGGUGGAUUGUGAGCACACUUCUUGCUGGUGCAACUGUUGGAUCAUUCACCGGUGGAGCUUUGGCUGACAAGUUUGGAAGGACUAGAACAUUUCAGUUAGAUGCAAUCCCGCUCACCAUUGGAGCAUUUCUUUGUGCCACAGCCCAGAGUGUGCAGACGAUGAUAAUUGGUCGUUUACUUGCUGGCAUCGGUAUUGGCAUCUCUUCUGCCAUUGUUCCACUUUACAUAUCUGAGAUUUCACCAACUGAAAUUCGUGGCGCACUUGGAUCUGUAAACCAACUUUUUAUAUGUAUAGGCAUCCUUGCAGCACUGGUGGCUGGUUUACCUUUAGCAGCCAAUCCUUUAUGGUGGAGGACAAUGUUUGGAAUUUCAGCUAUACCCUCUAUUCUACUGGCAGUAGGAAUGUUUUUUGCUCCAGAAAGUCCUCGAUGGCUUUUUCAGCAAGGGAAAAUUCCUCAAGCUGAAAAAGCUAUCAAAACAUUAUACGGAAAAGAGAGAGUAGCUGAGGUUAUUGGAGAUUUAUCAGCUGGAAGCCAAGGCUCUACUGAACCUGACGCAGGCUGGUUUGAUCUAUUUAGUACCCGCUAUUGGAAAGUUGUUAGCGUUGGUGCAGCACUUUUCUUGUUUCAACAGUUGGCUGGGAUCAAUGCCGUUGUAUACUAUUCGACUUCUGUAUUCCGCAGUGCAGGAAUUGCCUCUGAUGUUGCAGCAAGUGCUCUUGUUGGAGCUGCAAAUGUCUUUGGCACAGCUGUGGCAUCAUCCUUGAUGGAUAGACAAGGAAGAAAAAGUCUUCUAAUCACAAGCUUUGGUGGAAUGGCUGCUUCCAUGAUGCUGCUUUCUCUGUCCUUUACAUGGAAGGUUCUGGCACCAUAUUCUGGCCCCCUUGCUGUUAUUGGGACGGUUCUAUAUGUCUUGUCGUUUUCACUUGGUGCUGGUCCUGUGCCUGCUCUUCUUCUUCCAGAGAUAUUUGCUUCAAGAAUCAGAGCAAAAGCAGUUGCUUUGUCAUUAGGAAUGCAUUGGAUAUCGAACUUCGUGAUCGGUCUCUAUUUCUUGAGUGUUGUAAACAAGUUCGGUAUAAGCUCAGUGUAUUUGGGCUUCUCUGCUGUCUGUCUUCUCGCUGUCUUGUACAUAUCUGGUAAUGUUGUUGAAACAAAAGGCAGAUCACUGGAAGAGAUAGAGCGAGCUCUUAACCCAGCAAUUUGAGUUUAACGGCAACAAAUAUCACUGCAGUUAUGGAUAUUUAUUUCAGGGCAAAAGCCAUUGUUCUUCACGGACCUAAUAGAGGACUAUUUAGCUCUCACCACUUCUUUUUUUCUUUUCCGAUUCCUUUUGAGAUGAUGUUAGGCAAUUGUCUGUAUAGGUCGAGUUUUGGACAAGAACUCUUUCCAGCAUGAAAUUUCAAUGGAACUUGAAAUGUCAGACUUGAUAAGCUUUGGAUAUAAUAAUUUAGCUUGUCUAA